Messenger RNA from Punica granatum (pomegranate), 1992 nucleotides. The record is from RefSeq and is a predicted model, not a curated record. NCBI's taxonomy places the organism in Eukaryota, Viridiplantae, Streptophyta, Magnoliopsida, Myrtales, Lythraceae.
UUCAGAUCUGACUUUGACCCCAGCAGAACCCUUUCGUCUCGUCUGUGAAAAUAAAGAAACUUUAAAUUAGUUUGUUACACUACCCUUUCAACAUUCAAAGCAGUGGCCCGGCCGCCCCAUUCUGAUUUGAGAGGGAGCACUGUCGCCGUCGCUAACGUGCCGUGCGUCGCACUCUGUCCAUUUCCCUACCUUUCAUCGGCUUCGCUGAGUCAUGUCGAGGAAAAUGCUUAUCGAUGGGGAGACAAACCGCACCAACGAAGAGGGGAUUCAUUAUGAUUUUGACCUAUUCGUGAUUGGUGCUGGAAGCGGUGGUGUUCGUGCGGCUCGAUUCUCUGCUAACUAUGGUGCUAAGGUUGGGAUCUGCGAGCUUCCAUUCCAUCCGAUCAGUUCAGAAGUAAUUGGAGGAGUUGGUGGAACCUGUGUUAUCCGAGGUUGUGUUCCAAAGAAAAUAUUGGUUUAUGGAGCUGCUUUUGGAGGUGAACUUGAGGAUGCCAGGAAUUAUGGAUGGGAAUUAAACGAGAAGGUUGAUUUCAACUGGAAAAAGCUUUUGCAUAAGAAGACAGAAGAAAUUACUAGGCUAAACGGAAUUUACAAGCGUAUGUUGGGGAACGCUGGCGUCAAAUUGUUUGAAGGAGAAGGAAAGAUUGUUGAUCCUAAUGAAGUUGAGGUGACACAACUUGAUGGCACUAAGUUGUGCUACUCUGCCAAGCACAUAUUGAUUGCAACUGGUGGUCGGGCUCAACGUCCACCUAUCCCUGGCCAGGAAUUGGGAAUAACAUCAGAUGAGGCACUGAGUUUGGAGGAACUACCAAAACGUGCUGUGGUGCUUGGGGGAGGGUACAUUGCUGUAGAGUUUGCUUCUAUAUGGCGUGGCAUGGGUGCAACAGUUGAUCUUUUCUUCCGUAAGGAACUCCCAUUGAGAGGUUUUGAUGAUGAAAUGAGGGCAGUGGUUGCAAGAAACCUUGAAGGGAGGGGAAUUAAUCUGCACCCAAGGACUAAUUUGUCCGAGCUGAUUAAAACAGCUGAUGGUAUAAAAGUUGUUACAGAGCAUGGGGAGGAAUUGAUGGCUGAUGUUGUUCUUUUUGCCACUGGUCGGACGCCUAACACGAAGAGGUUGAAUUUGAGUGCUGUUGGUGUUGCAACUGAUGAGAUAGGGGCUAUCAAGGUGGAUGAGUAUUCAAGAUCAAAUGUUCCUAGCAUUUGGGCUGUCGGUGAUGUUACCAAUAGAAUAAACCUGACCCCAGUGGCUUUGAUGGAGGGCACGUGCUUUGCUAAAACUAUUUUUGGUGGGCAACCUACUAAACUGGACUACAGUUAUGUGCCAUGUGCUGUGUUCAGCAUACCCCCACUCUCUGUCGUUGGACUCAGUGAGGAGCAUGCAAUAGAGCAAGUAAAUGGAGAGAUCUUGAUCUUCACAUCAACUUUCAAUCCAAUGAAGAAUACUAUCUCUGGGAGGCAAGAAAAGACGGUCAUGAAACUUGUUGUUGAAGCAGAAACAGAAAAGGUUCUUGGUGCUUCCAUGUGCGGGCCAGAUGCCCCAGAGAUUAUGCAGGGCAUUGCAGUUGCAUUGAAGUGUGGAGCAACCAAGGCACAAUUUGAUAGCACAGUUGGAAUACACCCGUCUGCUGCUGAGGAGUUUGUAACAAUGAGAUCAGUCACAAGACGUGUUAACGGAAAGCCAAAAACCAAUCUCUGAGUACCCAAAGCUCUACUGCAUAGAUGAGAGAUACGGGACAGUCACUCUUCUAGCUAAUGAUUGUUUUCUGUAAACACACAGGAUCCAGUCGGCGUGGUUUGUUCAGUGGUUCUGUUCACAAUAAUAAAAGCUCCUGUGUUGAAUCUUUCAGUGAACAUCUGUUGGCAUGGAAUGGGAACGGGGAGGUGAUAUUGUAUUACAUCAAUCCUCUACUAGCUUGAGUUAGAUUGAAAGAAUGCGAGAUUAAUUGGUUUUGGCCUGAAGUUUUAUGCUUGGGACUGUUCGUUUUUCUUCCA